Molecule: messenger RNA, 2493 nt
Organism: Metarhizium album ARSEF 1941
Lineage: Eukaryota; Fungi; Ascomycota; Sordariomycetes; Hypocreales; Clavicipitaceae
Product: MIZ zinc finger protein
Exons: 2
Coding region: 1-2493 (830 amino acids)
Biological process (GO): protein sumoylation
Molecular function (GO): SUMO ligase activity; zinc ion binding
Source: RefSeq, a predicted model, not a curated record
AUGCCUGGGGUCGAGCCGCAAAGGCGCUUUCCAUCACCACCACCAUCGUCAGCAGCAGAACUGCCCAUGGCCUAUGGAGGCUCAUGGGCAGGUGAGGCGACUGAGCAGGUGACCACACGAGAUGCUUGCGCCAAUGAUGGCAGUGUGGCCACCAGUGCUGCCGGUGCUGCAGUACGAGGUCUUCCUCAGGACGGCGGCUGGGAACAGCCGAAGCAGCAGCGGCCGCCACGGCAAGUCAAUACGACUGCGGCGGGCUUCAACAAUCCCUCGAUGCACCCAGCACCACCAAUAGACGGGGAUGGUCCCAAUGCUUGGGUCACUAAAGACGCCUUGAUGUUUCUGAAAGCCCGGCAAGCCUUCGGUCCUUUGGCUCAACCUGACCAGGUGAUAGCGCAAGCCUCCACGGAUAUAUGGCGCCAAAGACUCGUCAAGUACAUAAACCUUUCACAUGGGCCUGGUCGCGGCUGUACGGACCCCGAAUCAUGGCGCUUCCGGUUUCUGAGAGAAUCUUGCCGAAAAAAUGACGCUUUCUGCCUAGUCCUUUAUCAGUUUCAUUGCCUUUGGUCAACAAACCGGGACUUUCUUCUGAGCAUAUUGCCGCCUUCCAGCCAUGAAUAUCUCGGCCCGACAUUUGAGGCCCUGGUUGCUGUCCUAGGGCCCAAUAGAGGUAUUCGACAACGGUUUUUGACGUGGCUUGCCUGCUUUCCAUUCGAUUUUGACAUCGUCGCUCAAGACGACCCAUCUUUCUGCGAAAUGUCAAGUCGUGUAGUGAGAUUCCUGACCUCCGUUGCCGAGCACUGGUCCGGAUGGCUUACUCAUAUUCGUGACAGGCGAUAUCCCUUCAUGUCACACGAGUUGAGGGACAACUUCCACUUGACGUCACCAGACAUACAGUUCCUUAUGUGUUAUCAUAGCUGGACACUGAUCGGGCCUUGGAAUAUGCUUAACAACGCAAAUUUCUCCAAUGUCUUCGACAACGAUUGGAGAAAUGAGAUGCAUUGGCUAGGGCAUCGCAAUCAGCAACAUGUGCAUGAGGCGCGGGACAUCAUAAGACGGCAGUACAUCGCCGUGGCAAACCUCGGAGUCCCCGAAACCGACGUUCCCAUGGCAGCCUCUGGCCUCACAGCGGCACAGAAUCCGUCAAGCCCCGUCGCGAAUGUCAACCAGAGCUACGAUCCAGCAGUGCUACCAGUGACUUCAGGACCUUCCGUCAGCUCACGUCCACUUCACAACGCACCCUAUCCAGGGGCGCAAUUUGUCCAGGGCUACCGAUCAAGCGUUCCUGGGCACCUCGUUCAGCAGCGUCCACUCGAAGUAGGGCGCGAACCAAACCGGGGCCCAAUAUCUGGGCAACAGCGCUUCGUGCAAAGCGCGCGUGCCAAUGCAAAUCAGCCUCAGUUCGGACCACUGGUCCUCCGACCAGCCACUCGGGUAGAUAAAAGCCGCCGCUACCCAUCGGAGCGACAGACACAGAAUAAAUUUGCGGCAAACAUGCAAGCCGAAAUGGCAGGAGAGCAAAGUGCCGCUCCAGGAGGGGCCGAAUGGCCUCGGAACCAGAAUGAUUUCACUUCUGUCCGUGCCGGAGGACCUGAGAACAAAUUAUACCACUAUGUUGUUGACUUUGCCGUCAAGCCAACGCUCCUUUCUCCGCAAAGUUGGAAUCAAAGUUUUGAGUUCGAAGUGAUGCCUGCGGACAUGUCACUGCGGUAUCGACUUAGACUUUGCGCAUGGCUUCCAACGGACAGAGAAAUCCACAUGGUCGACUGGGCUUCAUCAGAUUGCGUCUGGCCACCAGAAAUUUACAUCGAGUUGAAUGGCGAAGCCGUGAUUCUUCGAAGGGCGAAGGAUUUUCGUCAAGAUGUUCCAGCAGAGCUCACUGAUAUGAUACGACAAGGGUCAAACGUGGUGAAAAUAAGCUUGCCCCAGGAUCCCGAGAAACAUGAGGGGGAAAUGCCAACAUUUCAUUUCGCCAUUGAGAUAAUAGCAACCAGGAAUCUCACACAGACUUUGAGGAUGGUGUUUGAGAAGCCGGCUGUUUCUGCUGUGGAGACGGAGAAGCAGAUAUGGAGGAGGCUUAUCGACCGUGACGACGACGUCACUGUGUCCAUAUCGUUGAGGGAUCCAUUCAGCGCCGAAAUGGUCAAGACGCCUGUUCGAGGACUCCAUUGCACGCAUAGCGAAUGCCUUGAUUUGCAAACAUGGCUGCUAACACGCCAUGGAAGACAUUCGAGGAGCACCACGGAAAUCGCGCCUACAGAUGGAUGGAAAUGCCCCAUGUGCGGCAAAUAUGCGGGGCCUCAGUGCCUUGGUCUCGACUCGUACUUUCUUCACGUCGCAGGAACACUACUCGACCUUGGGAAGGGACAAACGACGCGCAUUUCAGUCGGCAAGGAUGGAUCUUGGGCUCCCUUUGAAGAGGCAAGGGGCAAUAAUCAUCAUCAGGCUUCUGUGGCACAAUCGCAGCAAAGUGGGGGCGGUGGCCAGCUUUAUUGA